Drosophila innubila is the source of this 1819-nucleotide messenger RNA. It is a transcript of the gene Prp19, whose product is annotated as pre-mRNA-processing factor 19. The transcript is spliced from 3 exons. Gene Ontology annotation, molecular function: protein binding; ubiquitin protein ligase activity. The record is from RefSeq and is a predicted model, not a curated record. Lineage: Eukaryota; Metazoa; Arthropoda; Insecta; Diptera; Drosophilidae. Gene Ontology annotation, biological process: mRNA splicing, via spliceosome; protein ubiquitination; DNA repair. Gene Ontology annotation, cellular component: U2-type catalytic step 1 spliceosome; Prp19 complex; cytoplasm. Bases 138 to 1655 code for a protein of 505 amino acids.
UUUGCGUUCGCUGUGAAUGUCAAUUGUGCAAGAAGCAGCAUUUGCCGACAAUUUUUGCGCUUGUUUCUCUUGGAAAACGUGUGUAAAAGUUAUAAAACGUAUUUAAAUCGGCGGGAAACGUUUUAAUACUAGACGCGAUGGCUUUGGUUUGUGCACUUACAAACGAGGUUCCCGAGGCACCCGUCGUGUCUCCGUAUUCGGGCGCUGUUUUCGAAAGACGCGUCAUUGAGAAGUAUAUUCUGGAGAACGGUUGCGAUCCCAUUAGUGGCAAGGAGCUAAAGCAAGAUGAACUCAUCGAGAUCAAGACGCCAGCAGUGGUCAAGCCAAAGCCGCCAAGUGCCACCAGCAUACCGGCAACGCUGAAAACGAUGCAAGAUGAAUGGGAUGCGCUGAUGAUCCACUCAUUUACACAGCGCCAACAGCUACAGACGACACGACAGGAGCUAUCACAUGCACUGUAUCAGCAUGAUGCUGCCUGUCGCGUGAUUGCGCGUCUGAAGAAGGAAUUGACGGCAGCGCGUGAGGCGUUGGCCACGUUGAAACCGCAGGCGGGCAUAGUAAAUGCUCCAUCGAUGAUAACAGAGCCUGCACUGGCGUCAGAAGCGGGCAGCGGUGGUGCUCAUCAAAUGGAGCAGGCCGGCAUGAGUGUGGAUGUUAUACAAAAGCUGCAGGACAAGGCAACAGUGCUGACGCAGGAACGCAAGAAGCGUGGACGCACUGUACCCGACGAACUGGUCACUCCCGAUCAAGUUAAGAACUUCGUCACGGUCGCCUCGCGUCCCGGCCUGCAUUCGGCAUCUGUGCCGGGCAUUUUGGCCUUGGAUAUCAACAGCGCCGAUCACAGUAAGAUUUUGACUGGUGGCAACGAUAAGAAUGCCACUGUAUUCAACAAGGACACGGAACAAGUGGUCGCUAUCCUAAAGGGACACACCAAGAAGAUCACCAAGGUCAUCUACCAUCCCAAUGAGGACACUGUUAUCACCGGCUCACCAGACAUGAACAUUCGCAUUUGGCAUGUGCCCACAUCACAGACGCAACUCUUGUUGCGCUGCCACGAGGGACCUGUCACCGGUCUAUCGCUGCAUCCCACUGGCGACUACUUGCUGUCCACGUCCUCGGACAAGCACUGGGCCUUCUCUGACAUACGCACCGGACGUCUUCUGACAAAGGUCAUUGAUACGGCUGAAGUCGGUUUGACCACAGCUCAGUUUCAUCCGGAUGGUUUGAUUUUUGGCACCGGCACUAUGGACUCGCAGGUGAAGAUUUGGGAUCUGAAGGAGCAGAGCAAUGUGGCCAACUUUCCUGGACACACUGGCCCAAUUUCGGCCAUUUCAUUCUCGGAAAACGGUUACUAUUUGGCCACGGCAGCGGAUGAUGCUUGCGUCAAGUUGUGGGAUUUGCGUAAACUAAAGAACUUCAAGACCAUACAACUGGACGAUGGCUAUGAGGUCAAGGAUCUGUGCUUCGAUCAGAGCGGCACCUAUCUGGCCAUUGCCGGCACAGAUGUCAGGGUUUACUUGUGCAAACAGUGGCAGGACUUGAAGGUAUUCAACGAUCACACAGCACUUGCCACAGGCGUCCGAUUUGGGAAACAUGCGCAGUAUCUCGCCUCCACCAGCAUGGAUCGCACCUUGAAGCUGUAUGCCAUCGAAUAAAAACACUGCAGACACUUUGUUUAAUUUAAGCAAUCGGAGGAUCCAUAGUUAGCAAUAAGUUCUUCAACAUUUUAUAAAAACACAUACCAGAAAUAAUUACCUUCUAUUGUGCGUAUACAAGACUUCUGCAUAAAUAAACCAUUCUUUUUAUUUCCGAUCCAAAA